UUUAUCCUGCGUAGUCCCUCAGACUGCACUGGAUCUGGCUUCUUAAGGACAAAAGUGAGAGUUAAGGAAAUCAAUCUUGCUUCCAGACGGGAGUUACGGUACUACUGGAGAUUCUAGAGAACAUUUGAUAACAAAAGCAAACAUCCGCCCUUCCAAAUACAGUAAGAAGAGAGGGAGAGGAUAGUUCAGGCGUGAAACUGGUCAUGUGGCAAGUGUGAGCUCGCUCUGGAGAUUGUAUGGGUCCUGCAAUGGCAGUUUUGGCAGGUCUUAAGCCUGGCUCUGGACAAGGGGAUAGUGAAAGAAUGCUGUCCUGGCCAGUUUUCCUGUUGAUGCUGGCCGCUCUCAGCUCAUCUUUUCUUUCAGCUUUGUCUCUGUACCAGCUGGUAGCUCUCAGAGCUGAAAUAGAGCAACUUCAAUCAGAUGUCUCUUGUGGGAGAGAAGAGGGACAACCCAGCGCAGACAGAUUGCAGGUGGAGAUUCCAAACAACAUCAAAGAUGUUGCUCGCCAACCCGAGUGUCCACCUGCCUUUAUCCAAACACGACGAAGGAGAACGGUGUCUGGAGCAGAAGUGUUAAUUUCUCAGUCUUUCCUGCAGAUGCUGGCAAACGACAGCAGAAAAAACUACGUGAAAGAAAUUUUAUCAGAUACGUACACAGGCAUCCCUUGGCAGCCUGGGUUAAAGAGAGGCACUGCCCUGCAGGCCGAAGGUGACCGCAUUUUAGUCCGAGAGGAGGGCUUCUAUUAUGUGUACAGUCAGGUCUUCUACAGGGACAACACCUUUGCAAUGGGUCACGUGGUGUUCCGGUGGAAGACAAACGUUGUUGGAAACGAGCCUCAGUAUGUGUCCCUGUUCCGCUGCAUCCAAAACAUGAACCCUGUCCAAUCGUUCAACACCUGCUACACAGGAGGUAUUGUGAAGCUGGAGGCUGGGGACUACUUGGAGCUUCUGAUCCCCCGGGCCACAGCAGACGUGUCCCUGAGUGGAGAUUCCACCUUUCUGGGUGCUCUCAAACUGGCUUAAAGUGUGCCACCUCACAUCGGACCCAAGGGGAGACGUUAAAGCCAUAAGGUGCCAGAGAUGGGGGAAUGGCAGCAACAUACUACAUUUCUUGGUGACCUUGACUGACUUGGUGUUGUGACAAAAACACAGGAAGCAGCCAUUUCACCACUGGCUGAAUGAUGUACUGUGCAACUUCUAGCUUGUUAAGCCUGAGCAGACACAAGAGAGACAGAGGGUUAAGGGUUAAGGUCUGUCCUUUUUAUUAUGUUCAUGCAUUAUAUUCAUUUGUGCCAUACAUAUAUACAUUGUAAGAAACUGUUAGAAUCAAGUAAGCUUUCUUCAAAUAGUCGCACACAUGGCAAGGACCAAAUAUUAAUCACAUAAUCUUUCAUUCAGCAGCAGCCACAUUACUGCAUAACUCAGAUGGUUCUUUUUAUAUGCUUUAUUAGUCCAGAUGUCAAGACAUAAGCCAGCAUGACUCACUUGAUAUGAAUAUUCAGAUGCAAUAAAGUGACAAUUCUUGCACAAGACAUUCUGGGUGGAGGCUGAUGUUCCAUCAAUAACCACAAGAAGGAAAGAGUUGUGUGUGUGUGUGUGUGUGUGUGUGUGUGUGUGUGUGUGUGUGUGUGUGUGUGUGUGUGUGUGUGUGUGUGUGUGUGUGUCAGAACAAAAGUAAAGAGAGAAAUAAGGUUGAUCAGGAGCAGCAGUACCCUAUUUUUAGCCUGAGGCAAAACUCUAGGCAGAUGAUGUCUUCAUUUUCAAAGGAACUGAUCAAUGACUUUGCCAUGCAUGAAUGCAUGAAAGUCCAGGAGAAAAUAGUGACACUUUUUCAGUGUAUUUUUCAGUCUAGAUUUUGUAUAAGCUAGAGAUGGAGUAAACGUUAUACCCGAGAGUGUGUUCUUAUAUAUUCUGGACAAUAUUAAUACAUUUGCAGCAUACAGUUUUAAUUACAGUACAUUAUGUGAAUUUUUUAUGCCAUAAAUCACGCAGUAUUAUCAGUACUUUACAUACUGUAUAGGAUCAGAGGGAUUGUUUAGUUUUAAUCUUUACUGACUGUCAGUGGUUUUGUGUUAUAAUUGUCAUAUCACAGGUAAAAAAUAAAC
This is a messenger RNA of Pelmatolapia mariae (spotted tilapia), 2104 nucleotides long. RefSeq names its product TNF superfamily member 13b (gene tnfsf13b). The transcript is spliced from 6 exons. Gene Ontology annotation, molecular function: tumor necrosis factor receptor binding; receptor ligand activity. Lineage: Eukaryota; Metazoa; Chordata; Actinopteri; Cichliformes; Cichlidae. The coding region runs from base 237 to 1022 and encodes 261 amino acids. The record is from RefSeq and is a predicted model, not a curated record. Gene Ontology annotation, biological process: positive regulation of B cell proliferation; immune response. Gene Ontology annotation, cellular component: membrane.